AUGGCGCUGGGCUCGGCCGCGCUGCCCGCUCGGAACAUGGCGGGGGGCGGUCGGGGGGCGCGGGUCCUGCUGCUGCUGCUCCUCAGCGGCUGCUUGGGCGAGCAGCCCCCGGCCGCCGCCGCCGGCGUCCCCUCCGCCUCCUCGGCCGGGGGCAGCGGGGCGCCGGGCGACGCGGAGGAGACGGUGAUCAUCGGGCUGCGGCUGGAGGACACGGACGACGUCUCCUUCAUGGAGGGGGGCGCGCUGCGGGUGAGCGAGCGGACGCGGGUCAAGCUGCGGGUCUACGGGCAGAACAUCAACAACGAGACCUGGUCCCGCAUCGCCUUCACCGAGCACGAGCGGCGGCGGAGCGGGCGGCCGCCGGCCGAGCAGGAGGACGGGCCGCCGGAGGGCAGCUCCCCGCAGCGCUGCGGCAUCCGCACCUCGGACAUCAUCAUCCUGCCGCACAUCGUGCUCAACCGCCGCACCUCGGGCAUCAUCGAGAUCGAGAUCAAGCCCCUGCGCAAGACCGAGAAGAGCAAGUCCUACUACCUGUGCACCUCGGUGUCGGGCCCGGCCGCGCUGGGGGCCGCCGGCCCCCCCGGGGGCGGCCCGGUCGGGGCCGACGGCCCCGCCGGCCCCCCGCCCUGGACCGAGACCACCUGGAUCUACCACGAUGGCGAGGACACGAAGAUGAUCGUGGGCGAGGAGAAGAAGUUCCUGCUGCCCUUCUGGCUGCAGGUGAUCUUCAUCUCGCUGCUCCUCUGCCUCUCGGGCAUGUUCAGUGGCCUCAACCUGGGCCUCAUGGCCCUGGACCCCAUGGAGCUGCGCAUCGUGCAGAACUGCGGCACCGACAAGGAGAAGAACUACGCCAAGCGCAUCGAGCCGGUGCGCCGCCAGGGCAACUACCUGCUGUGCUCCCUGCUGCUGGGCAACGUGCUGGUCAACACCACCCUCACCAUCCUGCUGGAUGACAUCGCCGGCUCUGGGCUGGUAGCCGUGGUGGUCUCCACCAUCGGCAUAGUCAUCUUCGGCGAGAUCGUGCCGCAGGCCAUCUGCUCCCGUCAUGGCUUGGCCGUGGGUGCCAACACCAUCUUCCUCACCAAGUUCUUCAUGAUGAUGACCUUCCCAGCCUCCUACCCUGUCAGCAAGCUGCUGGACUGCGUGUUGGGCCAGGAGAUCGGCACGGUCUACAACCGCGAGAAGCUGCUUGAGAUGCUGCGGGUCACCGACCCUUACAACGAUCUGGUCAAGGAGGAGCUUAACAUCAUCCAAGGGGCGCUGGAGCUGCGCACCAAGACGGUGGAGGACGUGAUGACCCCACUCCGAGACUGCUUCAUGAUCGCCGCUGAGGCUGUUCUGGACUUCAACACCAUGUCUGAGAUCAUGGAGAGUGGCUACACUCGCAUCCCCGUCUUCGAGGGCGACCGCUCCAACAUUGUGGACCUGCUCUUCGUCAAGGACCUGGCCUUUGUGGACCCAGAUGACUGCACCCCGCUCAAGACCAUCACUCGCUUCUACAACCACCCGCUGCACUUUGUCUUCAACGAUACCAAGCUUGAUGCCAUGCUGGAGGAGUUCAAGAAAGGCAAAUCUCAUCUGGCAAUAGUACAGCGAGUCAACAAUGAAGGGGAAGGAGAUCCUUUUUAUGAAGUCCUGGGGAUUGUCACGUUAGAAGAUGUGAUUGAAGAAAUCAUCAAGUCUGAGAUUCUAGAUGAAACUGAUUUGUACACUGAUAACAAGACGAAAAAGAAAGUAGCCCAUCGGGACAGGAAGCAGGACUUCUCUGCCUUCAAACAGACAGACAGUGAGAUGAAGGUUAAAAUAUCACCACAGCUCCUCCUGGCAAUGCACCGUUUCCUGGCAACAGAAGUAGAAGCAUUUGGCCCAUCCCAGAUGUCAGAGAAGAUCCUCCUAAGGCUGCUAAAACAUCCUAAUGUCAUCCAGGAGCUGAAAUACGAUGAGAAGAACAAGAAAGCCCCAGAAUACUACCUCUACCAGAGAAACAAGCCUGUCGACUACUUCAUUCUCAUUUUACAGGGGAAAGUGGAAGUGGAGGCUGGGAAAGAGGGAAUGAAGUUUGAAGCUGGUGCUUUUUCCUAUUAUGGGGUGAUGGCCCUCACAGCAUCGCCAGUUCCCUUGUCCCUGUCUCGUACCUUUGUUGUCAGCAGAACAGAAUUAUUAGCAGCAGGUUCUCCAGCUGAAAACAAGUCACCCCCUCGUCCUUGUGGCUUGAACCAUUCGGACUCUCUAAAUAGAGGUGAUCGCAUUGAAGCGGUGACACCAACGUUGGGGAGCAGCAACAACCAGUUGAAUGCAUCUUUCCUUCAGGUGUACGUCCCAGACUACUCAGUGAAAGCACUCUCAGAUAUUCAGUUUGUCAAGAUCUCGAGACAGCAGUACCAAAAUGCCCUGAUGGCAUCCCGGAUGGACAAGACACCUCAGUCCUCGGACAGUGAAAACACUAAAAUCGAACUGACUCUUACGGAGCUGCGCGAUGGUUUGCCGGAUGAGACGGCAAACCUGCUGAAUGAACAGAACUGCGUGACACACAACAAGUCCAAUCACAGUAUGCACAGCGAAGGCUCCAUCUAG
Emys orbicularis (European pond turtle) is the source of this 2574-nucleotide messenger RNA. It is a transcript of the gene CNNM2, whose product is annotated as cyclin and CBS domain divalent metal cation transport mediator 2. The coding region runs from base 1 to 2574 and encodes 857 amino acids. Gene Ontology annotation, molecular function: magnesium ion transmembrane transporter activity. Gene Ontology annotation, cellular component: plasma membrane; cytoplasm. Lineage: Eukaryota; Metazoa; Chordata; Testudines; Emydidae. The transcript has 8 exons. Gene Ontology annotation, biological process: transport; intracellular manganese ion homeostasis; magnesium ion homeostasis. The record is from RefSeq and is a predicted model, not a curated record.